Molecule: messenger RNA, 465 nt
Organism: Mercurialis annua (annual mercury)
Lineage: Eukaryota; Viridiplantae; Streptophyta; Magnoliopsida; Malpighiales; Euphorbiaceae
Exons: 1
Coding region: 1-465 (154 amino acids)
Biological process (GO): protein ubiquitination
Cellular component (GO): cytoplasm
Molecular function (GO): ubiquitin protein ligase activity
Source: RefSeq, a predicted model, not a curated record
AUGAAGGCGGCUAUAGCGUCACGUAUCAGAUCAGUAAUGCGAGAGCUCAAUCAGAUUGCUACGAUGCAUGCGGAGUUGCUACAGAACGUGGCCGACGGAAGUAUAAUUUCCGACGUGGUUAAACAAUACGAAGCGGUAAGAAGAAGAAAAGACGAGGUGUCGAGAUCGCUAGCUAGAGAUACAAAUCAGAGACUUAAGGAGGCUGAAUGUGCCGUAGAGUGGACGUUCAAGAAGCUAGUUACGAAAAAAAUGGCGAGGGAUGAUCCUGUGCUUAAAGGAUUGAAGAGUAUUGUUGUGAUUGACGGCGACGGCGAGAUUUGUGGCGUUUGUUUGGAGGAGAUGAAGGAAUUUGACGAAACUAAAGCUAUGGAUUGCAUGCAUAUGUUUCAUCGUUCUUGUAUUGCACAGUGGCUUACGAGGAACAAGAUUACUUGCCCUUUAUGCAGACACCAGCAUAUAUCUUGA